This is a messenger RNA of Ooceraea biroi (clonal raider ant), 2934 nucleotides long. RefSeq names its product conserved oligomeric Golgi complex subunit 1 (gene Cog1). Gene Ontology annotation, biological process: intra-Golgi vesicle-mediated transport. The record is from RefSeq and is a predicted model, not a curated record. Lineage: Eukaryota; Metazoa; Arthropoda; Insecta; Hymenoptera; Formicidae. Gene Ontology annotation, cellular component: Golgi apparatus; COG complex.
GAGAUAGGCUACGUGGUAUUUUUCGGGUUUGAAAAGUGGAAGCCAGCUGUCAGGAACAACAUGACAGCAACAAAUUAUUUGGAUCUAGAUAUUAAUAAAUUGUUCGAGGAGCACACCAUCAAAGAGAUCGAAGAGAUCCAGAAAAAAAUCCAGCUGGAAAGCGAUAGAAAGAAAAUAGAAUUGCGAACACUAGUUGGAGAAAGGUAUCGGGAUUUAAUACUGGCUGCAGACACAAUUAGGAAAAUGAAAAUAACGUCAGAGCAAGUUACCAAAGGAAUCGCUAGCAUAGAAGAUAAUUUUAGGGAAUUGCAAAAAAAGUACCUUAUUGGUUUCAAAACGGAAUCAAUCGAAGAUAAAGCAGACAGGAAGGGACAUGUUUCAGAUUCCAUUAUUAUUCAAAUCAAAAUUCUAAUGGACAUUCCACAGUACAUAUGGACGAGCAUUGAGAAUCAGAAUUUGCUAUUUGCAACGCAGUUGUAUAUAAUAGCGCAACACAUAAAUUACAGUUUAAUGUUUGAAGUAGGCAGCGCAGAGCUGUCACGCAAGUACCCGAUCGUUGCGAAGCAAUGGGACGUCAUCACUCAAUUUAAGAAUAUUAUAUCUAGCGAGUGUAACAACAUAUUGCAAUCGCUAGAUGUUUCAGCUAUAAACGCCGCAAACUGCCUGGUGUCUCUUGUAUUUCUAAAUGAAUCUUCAUUUGUGGACCUCGUGGAGAAAUUAAUAGCCACAAGAAGUCACGCCCUCGAGGCUGUAAUUAAAAAUGAAAAUUAUGAUAGCGUGAAGAAUAAGUUGAAAUUGUGUAUGAAAAUACUUAUACAGACUGUCCAUAUAAUAUAUUCAUGUUUCAUAAACGCGGAUAAUGCACCGGGAGGUUUGGUCUUGCAAUAUAUAACGGACAUAAAAGAUCAGGAGGCAUAUUGCUUGCUGUCGCAGCUUGAUUUAAAUCAGGAUUUACUCGAGGAGUUCCUGCCAUCCGUUACCAAAAAGCAUAAGCCGUUUGUUCAAGACAUACCAAAGAGCUUUUCCUCGACGAUUCUCCAAGACAAUAUCAAGUCUUGGUUGAAAUGGGUCAAUGAUUUCUCUAACGUCGAAGUCGCCAAGCUAUUAGAUUUAAUAAUUUCCAUCAAAGGCCUGUACAACGUUCGGGAGGAAGCUAUCAGCGUGAAUCUGCCUGAAAACUGGAAUUCCAUUUGGGAGGAGCUUUCCUUACCGAGAAUAAGUUUCUGGACCGAAUUCUUCCAGCCUAUCAUAACUAAGCGAGCAAAAAGUAUUAUAAUGGACAAAUGGACGGAUGCACUUGCCGACUUAAAGUCCAAUAUAAUAAAAUUACUUGACAAAGUGGCGCACGACAAGUUCGAGUUUCCGGAACACGAUUUACGGUGGUACGUGUGGAAGGAUUCUCCCACCGAUAUUCCACAAAAGCUUACGAAGAACGGCGGAUUGGAUAACAAGAGAUCAUUACUAAUGAAAACUAAGAGUUAUUCCCCUAACGUGAUCAAGCUGUGCGAGACAUUUAACGAGAGUUUGUACACGCUGCUAUGCGAUCUCGAGCACUAUUUAUACGCAACCGAGCGAGUGAUAACGAUUAAAGAUAGCUUGCUCUCGGCGAACAUAUCUCUAAUUGCAAAUUCGUUCUCCGAUCGUAACGAGGUCCAAGAGCAUUUGCAAGCAGUCAGCACCGAAAAAGUCGAAGGGCUUGUAAAAUUCGUUGAGAAUGCAUGCGUGAACGAUAAACCGGAACACGGGCAGCGCGAUAUAAACGCCAUAGUACUGGCAAGAUUCCUUCUCGCGUUGACGACCUUGUGCCCGAAUUUAAAUAAAUGUUUCACGUUGUCCAAAGUAUCCGGGCUGGCUGUCACGAACGUUAAGUGGCAAGCAAUUUGCGACAACCUGAAGGAGGAAAGUACUUCCCUGUGGUGCAUUUGGGCCAGUGUAUACAAAGCUAAGAUAUCUGAGCAUAUGAAGAAGUACAUAUUGCGAGAACCGAUUGACGGAUUGCGCGUUCACUGGAUCGUCUCGGAGUGGGAAAGAGUUACCAUCGAGGAAGAAUCCGGAGAGGGGAAACGAAUAAAGUCCGAGAUCCUAGUGCCGUAUCAACCAUCGGUACCUCUGCAGAAGUUUUUGACAGCCAUCUGCAGAGAUUUAAAUAAGAUUAUAUCUCACACGCUUCCGAAGAGGGUGCUGCAGCAAAUUGUUGAAAAUAUUAUUACGAUAUUAUUUAACUAUUAUCUGAACGCAGCAAGGAAUGUAGAUCUAAGACAAAAGCAAGCGUUUCAAGUAUUGUACGACAUAAGGUACUGUACACUGUUGAUGGUGCCACGCGAAAACAAGGUUCUUAACGAGUUAUCCAGCAGAAGUUGUGACGCGGUGCUCGCGAAGAUAGAUCCGUUCGACUAUGACGUUUUCGAUCCAUUCAUUCGCGUCAACAUCAAGAAAUCUGUUCAGAGAUCCUUGUUGCUAUUCGGAAACUUGGUGUCUCAUUUGGAGCAAUUGCACUCGACCUUGGGUGCGCGCAAUGAACAUGCGAACAGCGAUGGUGGAAAGGCCGAACCGCCGGCAGUGCUUGCUGUUUGUACGGGGGCACCAUGGUUCCCGCCGCUAACUGUGACCGCUCCUACGAGAAACUUGCCGAUUUUACCGGUGCCGAUGCCCGAUAAAGCACAGCGCAAGAAAGUUACGAAAGAGAGUACGAGAGCAGAUUCCACCAGCGCAACGAUAAAAUCCGGAGCAGCCGCAUUUUUCGGCGCAAUGGGAUCGGAUUGGUUCGGUAGUAGCAGUUAACUAAUUUGUUAAUUAUUCUCCCAGCUUUGCAUGGAUUGUAAAUAUCGUUAUAUAUCACACGCAUUGUGUAAAUAAUAUGUCAAUGGAAAAUAUCUUUUUACCAUGUUGUAUUAUCUGUUUUAUACCAAUAAAUUAAAUUGACAAGUCAAUAAA